Messenger RNA from Oryza sativa Japonica Group (Japanese rice), 1169 nucleotides. NCBI's taxonomy places the organism in Eukaryota, Viridiplantae, Streptophyta, Magnoliopsida, Poales, Poaceae. The record is from RefSeq and is a predicted model, not a curated record.
UCCGUUUCCUCCCCGCUUGAAGGGAAAGUAAGAAAGAAAGAAAAGAAAAAAAAAAGGAAAAUCGUGUCUCGUCUCGUCUCGUCUUCGUCUCCCCCGAUUCCCGAGCAGCUUCUCGAAACCCUCGCGGCCUCGAUUCCGGCGAUGGCGGAGCCCAACCCGCAAGUGGAGAGGGAGGUGGAGGUGGAGGAGGUGAGGAGGCCGAAGCUGAGGUACUUGGAGUUCGUGCAGGUGGCGGCAGCGCAGGCGACGAUCUGCCUCGCGGGGCUCUACGCGCUUGCCAAGGACCACGCCGGCCCGCUCCGCCCCGGCGUCGACGCCGUCGAGUCCGCCGUCAAGGGCGUCGUCGGCCCCGUCUACGGCCGCUUCCAUGGCGUCCCCCUCGACGUCCUCGCCUUCGUCGACCGCAAGGUGGAUGACACGGUGCAAGAGCUGGACCGACACCUCCCGCCGACGCUGAAGGCCGCCUCCGCCAAGGCUUGCGCGGUGGCCCGCGGCGUGCCGGACGUGGCGAGGGAGCUCACCGCGGAGGUGCAGCAGUCGGGCGUCACCGGCGCCGCGCGCGUCGCGUACGCCAAGGUCGAGCCCGUGGCCAAGGGCGUGUACGGCAGGAUCCAGCCGGCGGCCAAGGACCUCUACGUGCGCUACGAGCCGGCGGCGGAGCACCUCGCCGUCUCCACCUGGCGCUCGCUCAACAACCUGCCGCUGUUCCCGCAGGUGGCGCAGAUCGCCGUGCCCACCGCCGCCUACUGGGCCGAGAAGUACAACAAGGUGAUCGCCGCCGCGGCCGACAAGGGUUACACCGGAGCACAGUACCUCCCCGCCAUCCCCACCGAGCGCAUCGCCAAGGUUUUCGGCGAGUUAUCGCCGGAGGCCCAGCCGUCGAAGAGCGAGUCGGCGAAGACCCAGUAGGUGAGGUCACCGCGCCUGAAGGUGAGAGGUAGCCUUCGCCUGAAGUCCUGAACUGAAUAAGUAAGAGUGGGGCGCUUAUGGCAGCAGAAAAAUGGUGUUUUAGAUGUAUGCAUGUGACGACAUUUUCGUGGAUGAUGAUGUUCUACUUAGCUCUUUUACUUUGUGUUGUGGCGUACGUUUAAUCCUCCUGGUUUUGUAUAAAAGCUGUGGUUGAUGUCGCAAUCUUUUAGCUAAUCCAGUGCAAUUAGGCUUGAACUUUC